This is a messenger RNA of Microtus ochrogaster (prairie vole), 1642 nucleotides long. It is a transcript of the gene Bdnf, whose product is annotated as brain derived neurotrophic factor. The record is from RefSeq and is a predicted model, not a curated record. Gene Ontology annotation, biological process: modulation of chemical synaptic transmission; negative regulation of neuron apoptotic process; positive regulation of peptidyl-serine phosphorylation. Gene Ontology annotation, molecular function: growth factor activity; nerve growth factor receptor binding. Gene Ontology annotation, cellular component: dendrite; axon; synaptic vesicle. NCBI's taxonomy places the organism in Eukaryota, Metazoa, Chordata, Mammalia, Rodentia, Cricetidae.
CUGACCAAUCGAAGCUCAACCGAAGAGCUAAAUGUCUGACCCCAGUGCCUGGCGCUGGCUGAGCUCCUGGUGCCCGCCGCUGCCGCCGCGCCAGGGCGCACCCGCUGGCUGGCAGUCGCACCGUCCCCGCCGCGCCGGGAACUCCCGGGCCUGGAGAAGGAGGCCGCCUGGGGCGACGCGCCACCUCCGCCUGGGGAAUCUUUGAUGAGACCGGCUUUCUCCCUCUGCCACUGCUGCUGUGGAGUGGACGGAAAAGCGCACCGGGUCCGGGGUAGGGCGCAGGGGCCAAGAGAGUGACAACGAUGUGACUCCGCUGCCGGGGAUCCGAGAGCUUUGUGUGGACCCCGAGUUCCACCAGGUGAGAAGAGUGAUGACCAUCCUUUUCCUUACUAUGGUUAUUUCAUACCUCGGUUGCAUGAAGGCUGCGCCCAUGAAAGAGGCAAACGUCCAUGGACAGGGCAGCUUGGCCUACCCAGGUGUGCGGACCCAUGGGACUCUGGAGAGCGUGAAUGGGCCCAGGGCAGGUUCGAGAGGUCUGACGACAUCGCUGGCUGACACUUUUGAACACGUGAUCGAAGAGCUGCUGGAUGAGGACCAGAAGGUUCGGCCCAACGGAGUAAACCAUAAGGACGCGGACUUGUAUACUUCCCGGGUGAUGCUCAGCAGUCAAGUGCCUUUGGAGCCUCCUCUGCUCUUUCUGUUGGAGGAAUACAAAAAUUACCUGGAUGCCGCAAACAUGUCUAUGAGGGUCCGGCGCCACUCUGACCCAGCCCGCCGUGGGGAGCUGAGCGUGUGUGACAGUAUUAGCGAGUGGGUUACAGCGGCAGAUAAAAAGACUGCAGUGGACAUGUCGGGUGGGACGGUCACGGUCCUGGAGAAAGUCCCGGUAUCAAAAGGCCAACUGAAGCAAUACUUCUACGAGACCAAGUGUAAUCCCAUGGGAUACACGAAGGAAGGCUGCAGGGGCAUAGACAAAAAGCACUGGAACUCGCAAUGCCGAACGACCCAGUCGUAUGUUCGGGCGCUUACUAUGGAUAGCAAAAAGAGAAUUGGCUGGCGAUUCAUAAGGAUAGACACUUCCUGUGUAUGUACACUGACCAUUAAAAGGGGAAGAUAGUGGAUUUAUGUUGUAUAGAUUAUAUGGAGACAAAAAUUAUCUAUUUGUAUAUAUACAUAACAGGGUAAAUUAUUCAGUUAAGAAAAAAUAAUUUUAUGAACUGCAUGUAUAAAUGAAGUUUAUACAGUACAGUGGUUCUACAAUCUAUUUAUUGGACAUAUCCAUGACCAGAAAGGAAUCAGUCAUUGGCGCACAACUUUAAAAGUCUGCAUUACAUUCCUCGAUAAUGUUGUGGUUUGUUGCCGUUGCCAAGAAUUGAAAACAAAAAGUUAAAAAAAAAUAAUAAAUUGCAUGCUGCUUUAAUUGUGAAUUGAUAAUAAACUGUCCCUCUUUCAGAAAACAGACAAAACAAAAAAAAACAACAAAAAAAGAACAAAAAUCUGAACCAAAACAUUCCGUUUACAUUUUAGACACUAAGUAUCUUCGUUCUUGUUAGUACGCUGUUUUACUGCUUUCGACUUCUGAUAGCGUUGGAAUUAAAACAAUGUCAAGGUGCUGUUGUCAUCGCUUUACUGGCUUAGGGAA